AGAAGACUUUUAAACUUUUUUGGUCAAAAAUCUUAAUAUUGUGUUUAUGUAUGUUGAUAACUAAUAUACAAUCUCCAUUCAUCCAGAGGGUGAGGCGCAAAUGAUCAGUUUACUGACAUGCACAGUGAUACACAGAUACAAGUUCAAACAGCAGGUCAAUGCUGUGAGGUUCAGUCCCGAUGGAAAGUACUUUGCCGCUUGUUGUGACGAUACAGUAUUCAUAAUGACCGCACCAUGCACAUUCACCGGUGAGUUCCGCUCCUUCGUUAUGAAGCGGGUCUUCAAGAAAGCCAGAGACGAAGUGACCUGUAUGGACUGGUCUCCUUGUUCCAAACUCCUCGCUGUCGGAUCCAAAGACACAACAACAAAAAUAUACACCGUAGAUUAUUUAGAUAACCUUAGUAUGUACUCCUUAAGCGGCCAUACUGACAAAAUAGUGGGAGUAUUCUUUGAGAAGAAAAGUUUGGAUUUAAUAACUGUCAGUAGGAAUGGACAGGUUUGUUUGUGGGAGGCAAAUAUAGAUAUAGAUGAUUUGGUCGUCUCCGAUGUACAGAUAUCUCAUCGUAAGAAACGCAAGAUAGCUAAGGAUGAGGAAAGUGAGGAUGAAGUUGAUGAAAAAGCUGUUAUUGAGAAGGAUAAGGAAUAUGAAAGUGAAAACGAAGAAGAAGAGAAAGAGACAGAGAUAAAAUCGGAGGAGGUUUCCAAGUUGUUGUAUAAGAAGUUGGGCCGACAUUACAUUGGGGAUGAUAUAAGGAGCAAACAUCAUAAGGUCAAGUUGACAGCGGCCCAGUAUCAUAGGGAAACCAAGAUGUUGGUCACAGGUUUUUCUACGGGAAUAUUUUAUCUACACGAAAUGCCUGAUGUGAAUCUCAUUCACACGCUCAGCAUAUCAGAGCACAGAAUAAGCAGUAUUGCUAUCUCAUCUCCCGGUGACUGGAUAGCUUUCGGUUGCCCUAAUAUUGGUCAGCUUCUUGUUUGGGAGUGGCAGAGUGAGCAGUACGUAAUGAAGCAACAAGGUCAUUCCCUCGAUAUGACCUGUCUAGCAUAUUCCCCGGACGGUCUGUAUAUAGUCACGGGAGGUUAUGAUGGGAAGGUCAAAGUAUGGAACACUACAAAUAGUUUUUGCUUUGUGACCUUCAACGAACAUAAGUCAACUGUCACUAGUAUCACUUUUAGUGCCAACAAGAAGUUCUUCGUGUCUGCCAGUCUGGAUGGGACCGUUAGAUGCUACGAUUUGACUAGGUACCGCAACUUCCGUACGUUAACGUCGCCAUCACUAGUCCAGUUCAGUUGUGUGGCGUUGGACGCUAGCUCUGAACUCUGUGCCGCUGGAGGGCAGGAUGUCUUCGAAGUCUUCCUCUGGUCCAUCAAGUUUGGGAAGCUUUUGGAUGUUCUAGGAGGCCAUGAAGCGCCAGUAUCUUGUGUCGCCUUCAGCCCUACAUUAUCGAGCUCUCGCCUUGUAUCCGCGAGUUGGGACAAGACCAUUCGUAUUUGGAACUGCAUUGAGACCAGCGCCGAGUGUGAGACGAUUCAACUUACGUCGGACGCUUUGCAAGUUGCGUUCAGACCUGAUGGUGAAGAGAUUGCGGUAUCGUCUUUAGACGGUAAUAUAACAUUCUUCAAUACUACCACGGGCGAUCAAACAGGCAGCAUUGAAGGGAGAAAUGACCUUGGAUCCGGUAGAGCUGACACCGACCUCAUAACUCCUGAGAAAAUGUUAAAGACAAAAGCGUUCACAACAAUAUGUUACUCGGCGGACGGUUCCUGUAUUCUCGGCGCUGGCAACUCCAAACAUGUCUGCCUGUACAGUGUGAGGGAAGCCAUACUUAUCAAGAAGUUUGUCAUCACACAGAACCGAUCUUUGGAUGCUGUUAAUGACUUCAUAAACCGACGUCUGAUGACGGAGUUCGGUAACAUGGCGCUUGUAGAAGAGAGGGGUGAUUUAGAGGGGGGCGACGUCAAUGUCCGCCUGCCGGGCGUUAGGGACGGAGAUAUGGCUGAUAGGAGGGUUAAACCUGAGGUGCGUGUCCACUGCGUUAGAUUCUCACCAACCGGUGACAGUUUUGCAGUGGCUGCCACUGAAGGUUUGCUCAUAUACAGCCAGAAUGCAGGCAUCGAUGGCACGUUCAGGCCGUUCCGGUUAGAAGCCGGUUCGACUCCAUAUGCGGUAAAACAGCAUCUAUCAGAGGAGGCCUGGGGCUCCGCCCUCGUGGCCGCCUUGCAGCUUAACGAGCACUCCGUCAUACAACAGUGCGUGGAGGCUGUUCCAGCUAAUGAUAUUACAUUAACAGUAGCGAAUUUAGACGACGAAUACUCAGACCGCCUGCUGAACUCGAUAGCUAGACUUCUGGAGGACAGUCGACACCUGGAACACCUGCUCCUCUGGGUGAAGGCUCUGGUCACAGUCAAGAGGAGGAAGUUCCCUCCCAGUGUUCUAUUGGCGCUGGAGAAAGUACUCACUGUCAAGUAUUCGCAGAUUAGCAAGAUAUGUGACUUCAAUAAAUACACGAUACGCUGCAUCAAGACAGUUAGUGAAAUGGCGCCGAAGAUGGAAGUGGAUGACCAGAUGGACAGUGAUAAUGAAUCCAGUGGACGAGGCACAUUCUCUGAUACAGACUAGAUAGGGAUUUAGGAAUAAAUUUUAUAAUAUCAAA
Molecule: messenger RNA, 2654 nt
Organism: Spodoptera exigua (beet armyworm)
Lineage: Eukaryota; Metazoa; Arthropoda; Insecta; Lepidoptera; Noctuidae
Source: the annotation of a GenBank genome assembly